UAUAUUUACAGAUGGAAAUGCAUAAAAAUCCCAAUGCAAAAAGAAAUUCUUUGCGUGGCGAUGUGAUGACACUAAAAGAACCUCACAGAAAUGGCAGUACAUAUGGCGCCUUUCAAUCAAAAGAUCCUAUUUUGGCAAUGGAAAAGGGUUCCGAAAUGGAAGAUAGAAAUGAGCAUGGAAUUUCUGUUCAUCAUCCAACCUCGUACUUAGAAACAAUGAUGCACCUAUUCAAAGGUAAUGUCGGUUCGGGAAUCUUUGCAUUAGGGGAUGCUUUCAAACAUGCUGGACUACUGUUAGCUCCUCCACUUACCAUGUUCCUCGGGGUUAUUUGUGUUCAUGCUCAACAUAUUCUUAUUAAAUGCAACGAAGAAGUGACGCGUCGUGUUAAUGAUCCGAAUGCUACGACUGGAUUUGCUGGUACAGUAGAAUUGUGCUUCGCCACUGGUCCUCUCUCACUCCGAAAAUACUCUGUGUUUAUGAGAAAAUUGGUUAAUAUAUUUUUAUGUAUCACGCAACUCGGAUUUUGCUGUGUAUAUUUUGUUUUCAUUGCGAAGAAUAUGAAACUGGUGAUGGAUGUAUACGGGAUUGAGAUGGAUGUUCACCAACACAUGGCUGUCAUCCUAAUUCCUAUAAUGCUGAGCACGUGGAUCAGGAAUCUAAAAUACCUAGUGCCUGUCUCUUCGAUGGCGAAUUUUUUGGUUAUAGCUGGCUAUGUCGCCACUAUGUACAUAAUGUGCAACGAUUUACCAUCGAUUCAUGAGAGGCGAUACAUCGCCGAUUGGCAUGAUUUGCCUCUGUUUUUUGGCACUGUGAUAUAUUCUUUCGAGGGUAUCACUUUGGUUUUACCUUUGAAAAAUGAAAUGAAGAAACCGAACAAUUUCAGUAAGCCACUUGGAGUUUUAAAUGUUGGAAUGGUGAUUGUCGGUGGAAUGUUCGUCGCAAUGGGUUUUAUAUCUUAUUUAAAAUAUGGUGAUGCAGUAGCUGGAUCCGUAACGUUAAACCUUGAAUCUAAGGAAGUGAUGGAUGGAAAAAUCAUCGUCGAGCACACAAGUUUACCUCAGUGUAUACAAGUUGCCAUUUCAUUGAGUAUCUUACUCACAUAUGCAUUGCAAUUCUACGUUCCCAUUGCGAUUAUAUGGCCGGAAAUUGUCAAUCGUUUUGGUCCCUUUAACUGGCCUGUUCUAUCAGAAACUAUUUUUCGUUCUACAAUGUGUUUAUUAACAUUUAUUCUAGCUGAGGCGAUACCUCAACUGGGUUUGUUUAUAUCACUAGUCGGUGCAGUUAGUAGUACUGCCCUAGCAUUGAUAUUUCCACCAAUCAUUGAAAUGGUUGUAUGCUGGCAAAAUGCAUCCUUGGGCAUCUGUACAAUAUCGAAAGACAUCUUGAUAGUUUUGAUCGGUCUUCUUGGUUUCAUUACUGGGACGUACGAAAGUAUAACUUCGAUCAUUAAAGUGUUUAGUACGUAGUAAUUAGAUUAGUUUGUUGUAUAAAUCGUUAUUAGUUUUUUACAUGUACGUAUACAUAUGUAGAUACAUAUACAUUCUAUAAUACUAAUAGAUCAUGACAUCUAAAUUCUCUAGAUUAUUGUUAAUAAUAAUAUUAUUUAU
This is a messenger RNA of Apis florea (little honeybee), 1607 nucleotides long. RefSeq names its product proton-coupled amino acid transporter 2. Gene Ontology annotation, cellular component: vacuolar membrane. Gene Ontology annotation, biological process: amino acid transmembrane transport. Gene Ontology annotation, molecular function: L-amino acid transmembrane transporter activity. NCBI's taxonomy places the organism in Eukaryota, Metazoa, Arthropoda, Insecta, Hymenoptera, Apidae. The record is from RefSeq and is a predicted model, not a curated record.